GGAAGCGCGGGGCUCGCGGGGAGGGAGGCCGGCGGUCGCCAUGGCCACAGCAACAGACCAGGUGGUUGGGUUCGGCUUGGUCACCUUCAGCGCCCUCCUCUUCGUUUACUACACGCUCUGGAUCAUCGUACUGCCCUUCAUCGACAGCGACCACAGCAUCCACCAGUACUUCUUGCCCAGGGAGUACGCGGUUCUCAUCCCCGUGGUGGCCGGGCUGCUGCUGCUGCUCUUUAUAGGUGUUUUUAUAACGGUUGUGAUGUGGAAAAACAGGAAGCCUGUCAAGAAAUUGGACUGAAGGGGGGUGAGAAGGCGCCAGAGCCAAGAAAAGACUUUGCCUGCAGCCCCGAGCAGGCAGCGCUCAGCACCAAACCCUCCUUCCUGCAGAGACAAACCCGUUUACACCGUGCUGACCAAGGGAACCAAACCUGACAUUCAGGGCUCAUUGAGAGAGGGACCAGAGAGCCCUGCUGUGAGGGACCUGCUCCAAACUGGGGCUGUGCUCUGGGCUGCAGUGGCUGGGGACCAACCUCCACCCUCUGCUCAGCCUCUGGGUGAUCCUUGCCUGCUGCUCUUGUUGUGUCCAGUGUGUUCCUCCUGUGUCCUUAUUAAAUGUUCACGUAUGAUU
Molecule: messenger RNA, 625 nt
Organism: Pezoporus flaviventris
Lineage: Eukaryota; Metazoa; Chordata; Aves; Psittaciformes; Psittacidae
Gene: DPM2
Product: dolichyl-phosphate mannosyltransferase subunit 2, regulatory
Exons: 4
Coding region: 41-295 (84 amino acids)
Biological process (GO): GPI anchor biosynthetic process
Cellular component (GO): dolichol-phosphate-mannose synthase complex; endoplasmic reticulum membrane
Molecular function (GO): enzyme regulator activity
Source: RefSeq, a predicted model, not a curated record